Molecule: messenger RNA, 453 nt
Organism: Acanthoscelides obtectus
Lineage: Eukaryota; Metazoa; Arthropoda; Insecta; Coleoptera; Chrysomelidae
Source: the annotation of a GenBank genome assembly
ACUAAGCAUGUAAGCAGAAUAUUUCUUAACUUUUUGGUGAUCUUAUUACUGAUUCAAAAUACAUCGACAUUUUGUUCUAUUUUAGAAUAUACAUCCAAAAAUGACAUACAAUGUUCCUAUAAACACGUCGCCAAACUUCCAAGCACAAGUUGUUUGCGAUCAUAAAAGGAAAAUAAAGGAUAUAUUUGUCGGACACCCAGGAUCCGUACAUGACAGUCGAGUGUUUCUGACAUCACCAUUAUUUGGAACACAUCAAGAAAAAUGUGGAAACCACUUUCUUAUUGGAGACAGUGUUCCACCAGCACUAGAAGCACAGAAUGUAAUUGUUGGACAAGCAGGGCGAGAUGCAGGAAAUGAAAAUCAGGAUGAACAAACUGGGAUAACGAAAAGAAAUGAAGUAAUGAAUAGCUUAGAUUUCGUAAUUUAGUAUGUAAUGUGUAUUUUUAAUAAAAG